Molecule: messenger RNA, 1343 nt
Organism: Salvia hispanica
Lineage: Eukaryota; Viridiplantae; Streptophyta; Magnoliopsida; Lamiales; Lamiaceae
Product: phenylacetaldehyde reductase-like
Molecular function (GO): oxidoreductase activity, acting on the CH-OH group of donors, NAD or NADP as acceptor
Source: RefSeq, a predicted model, not a curated record
UCGAGAAUGUGCAUUGCAGGGGCGAAGACUGUGUGUGUAACCGGUGCAUCGGGCUACAUUGCCUCAUGGCUCGUCAAAUUCCUGCUCCUCAAAGGCUAUACGGUCAAGGCCUCAGUUCGCGACCCCAGUGAUUCAAAGAAGACACAACACUUGCUUGCACUUGAUGGAGCCAUGGAGAGACUUCAGUUGAUGAAAGCAAACCUGCUGGAAGAAGGAUCAUUUGAUUCUGUAGUUGAUGGCUGUGAAGGUGUUUUCCAUACUGCAUCUCCUUUCUACCAUGCAGUUACAGAUCCACAGGCAGAAUUAAUUGAUCCUGCAGUGAAGGGAACACUGAAUGUUCUUAGGUCAUGUGCCAAAGCGCCCUCUGUGAAAAGGAUUGUUUUGACAUCCUCUAUAGCUGCGAUUGCAUACAAUGAGAAGCCGCGCACACCUGAAGUGGUAGUCGAUGAGACGUGGUGGUCUUCACCAGAGUUUUGCCAACAGAUGAAGAAGUGGUAUGUUCUUUCAAAGACAUUGGCUGAGGAUGCUGCUUGGAAGUUCGUGAAAGAGAAAGGUAUUGAAAUGGUGGCUAUAAACCCACCAAUGGUUAUUGGUCCGUUAUUGCAGCCAACACUAAACACGAGUUGUGCAGCAAUAUUGAACUUGAUCAAUGGUGCAGAAACAUACCCGAAUUCUACCUACGGAUGGAUAAAUGUUAAAGAUGUUGCUCUUGCACACAUUUUGGCAUUUGAGAAUCCUUCAGCAAAUGGAAGAUAUUGUAUAGUGGAGAGGGUUGCACACUUUUCAGAAAUCGUCAAAAUACUACGUCAACUCUACCCUACUUACAAACUUCCUCAAAAGUGUGCGGACGACAAGCCAUUUGUGCCGUUAUUCCAGGUCUCCAAAGAAAAAUCUAUAUCUCUAGGUGUCGAGUUCACUCCUCUUGAAGAAGGAAUCAAAGAAACUGUUGAAAGCUUGAAGGAGAAAAAAUGGUUUAAACCUCAAUCGGGUAUCUGAAUGCCCAUUCUCUUGAGAAUAUGUUGCAUGCUUUGCGUGGGAGCUGACGUAGGCAUGCAACGUAGAUGGUGACGCAUGCGCCUUGUCAUGCUAGUAGGAUGCAUAUAUAUUGAAUAAGAGCACGUGUUACAUUCAUGUCGACGCAAGGAAGGAGUGUGGUAGAUUGUGGGAGUGCUGGUAACGCAAUGAGGAGGGACCACAUUGUAGAGAGGUGUCGAUUAUGUGAGUGUCAUGGGCUAAGGAUCGAGGAUCCGAAGCAGAGUUUGUUAUUAUCAUUCCCUGUUAUUCCUUUGGUUGUAUUUCCCUUGUUCACUUUCGUUUUCAUCAAUAAAGCUCAUUGAAAAUCC